This is a messenger RNA of Fusarium vanettenii 77-13-4, 3642 nucleotides long. RefSeq lists its product as uncharacterized. The coding region runs from base 4 to 3273 and encodes 1089 amino acids. Gene Ontology annotation, biological process: calcium ion transmembrane transport; intracellular calcium ion homeostasis. NCBI's taxonomy places the organism in Eukaryota, Fungi, Ascomycota, Sordariomycetes, Hypocreales, Nectriaceae. The transcript has 4 exons. The record is from RefSeq and is a predicted model, not a curated record. Gene Ontology annotation, cellular component: plasma membrane. Gene Ontology annotation, molecular function: P-type calcium transporter activity; ATP hydrolysis activity; ATP binding.
ACCAUGGCUAAAAAGGACCAGGCGUCCGAGAUUGAGCAUGUCUCUGGCCAGAGCAACCAGCCCAUGACCCGGCCUGCUCAUGCCCUCUCCUUCGACCAGGUUGUCCAGGAGCUCAAGACAGACACUCUCAGCGGCUUGACUGAAACCGAGGCCAAGCAACGAUUCGAGACCUUUGGUAACAAUGAUCUCGGAGAUGCUGAGGGUGUGCAGCCCCUCAAGAUCAUCAUUGCCCAGGUUGCCAACGCCAUGACAAUGGUGCUGAUCCUGGCUAUGGCCGUUUCUUUCGGUAUCAAGUCUUGGAUUGAGGGCGGUGUCGUCGCCUUCAUCAUUGGUCUCAACGUCACAGUUGGAUUUUUCCAGGAGUAUUCUGCCGAGAAGACCAUGGACUCGCUCCGAUCCAUGUCGUCUCCUACCGCCAGUGUCGUCCGAGAUGGCGACUCCAAGGUUAUCCCCUCUGUGCAGGUCGUUCCCGGUGAUCUUGUGGAAAUCAAGGUCGGCGACACGAUCCCUGCUGACGUCCGACUGAUCGAGGCCAUCAACUUUGAGACCGAUGAGGCCAUGUUGACUGGCGAGUCCCUCCCUGUCCGAAAGAAUGAAGAUGAGGUUUUCGAAGACAACACUGGUCCCGGUGACCGUAUCAACGUCGCCUACAGCUCCUCGACCGUCACCAAGGGCCGCGCCAAGGGUAUCGUUUUCGCUACUGGUACCUGCACUGAGAUUGGUGCCAUUGCUGCUGCUCUCCGAAAGAAGGACAGCCGUGUCCGUCCCGUCAAGCGCAAGGCUGAUGGCUCUGCCAAGCCCCACCGAUACCUCGAGGCCUACACUCUUACUCUUACUGAUGCCAUUGGUCGUUUCCUCGGUGUUAACGUCGGAACUCCUCUCCAGAAGAAGCUGUCUCGACUGGCACUUCUCCUGUUCGGCACUGCCGUCAUCUGCGCUAUCAUUGUCCUUGCUGCCAACGAUUUCGAUGCUUCCCAACAGGUCAUCAUCUAUGCCGUCGCCACUGGUCUGUCCAUGAUUCCCGCUAGUCUGGUCGUCGUCUUGACCAUCACUAUGGCUGCCGGUACUAAGCGCAUGGUUGAGCGAAACGUCAUUGUCCGAAACCUCAAGUCCCUCGAGGCUCUUGGUGCCGUUACCGACAUUUGCUCCGACAAGACUGGUACUCUUACCCAGGGUAAGAUGGUUGCUCGUGGAGCCUGGACUCCUGGUAAGGGAACCUACCUUGUUGAGAACACUACCGAGCCUUUCAACCCCACCACUGGCGAUAUCCGAUGGUCUCGAUCCCAGCCCCAUGAGCUUCCCCUCAAGCAGGGUGGUGAGGCCUGCGGUGUUGUUGCUUCCAUUAACGAGUUCCUUGGCCAGAGCAAGUCUGCUCUUACUGCCUUCCUCGAGGUCGCUUCCCUUGCCAACCUUGCCACUGUCAACGAGAAGAACGGUGAGUGGCACGCUCGUGGUGACCCUACCGAGAUUGCCAUUCAGGUGUUUGCCUCCCGCUUCGACUGGAACCGUCUCCGACUCACUAGCCACGAUGCCGCCAACCAGUUCAGCGAGAUUGCCGAGCUGCCUUUCGAUUCCGAUGUGAAGCGCAUGUCGGUGAUCAUGAAGGACAACCGUACCGAUCAGCUCUAUGCCUUCACCAAGGGUGCCGUCGAGCGUGUCAUUGGUGCCUGCACCACCUACUGCCCCGAGGACAACGAGGAGCAGGUUCCCAUCACCGAGGAGUUCACCGAGCAGAUCCUCCGCAACAUGGAGGCUUUCGCCGGUAUGGGUCUCCGUGUUCUGGCUCUCGCUUCCAAGCCCUACAACGUCCCGAUGAAGAAGGGUGACGAAAUUGACCGUCCUUCCGUUGAGUGCGACCUUGUCUUCCGUGGUCUCGUCGGUCUCUACGACCCUCCCCGUCCCGAGUCUGCUCCCGCUGUGCGAGAAUGCCACGAGGCUGGUAUCUCGGUCCACAUGCUUACUGGUGAUCACCCCGAGACUGCCAAGGCUAUCGCCAUCGAGGUCGGCAUCCUGCCCACCCGCAUGGAUCUCGUUGCCGUUGAGACUGCUGCCACUAUGGUCAUGACUGCUACCCAGUUUGAUGGUCUUACCGAUGAUGAGGUUGACCAGCUGCCUUUCCUCCCUCUUGUUAUUGCUCGAUGUGCUCCUCAGACCAAGGUCCGAAUGAUUGAGGCCCUGCACCGUCGUGACAAGUUCUGCGCUAUGACUGGUGAUGGUGUCAACGAUUCUCCCUCGCUCCGCCGUGCCGAUGUCGGUAUUGCCAUGGGUCAAGCCGGUUCUGAUGUCGCCAAGGAUGCCUCGGAUAUCGUUCUCAGUGAUGACAACUUUGCCUCCAUCGUCGCUGCCAUCGAGGAGGGUCGCCGUAUCUUUGACAACAUCCAGAAGUUCAUCCUCCACGUGCUCGCCACCAACGUCGCCCAGGCUCUCGUCCUCCUCGUCGGUCUCGUCUUCAAGGACCGCACCGGUCUCUCCGUCUUCCCCAUCGCCCCCGUCCAGAUUAUGUGGAUCAUCAUGGCUACCUCUGGUCUUCCCGACAUGGGUCUCGGUUUCGAGCGUGCCGUCGCUGGUAUCCUCCGCCGACCUCCUCAGCCCCUCAAGACUGGUGUCUUUACUCUCGAGUUCAUCAUUGACAUGAUCGUCUAUGGUCUCUGGAUCGCCGCCCUGUGCCUCAGUGCUUUCGUGCUCCGCCUGUACGCCUUUGGUGACGGCGAGCUCGGUAUUGACUGCAACGACAAGUACAGCGAGAGCUGCAAGACCGUCUUCAAGGCCCGUGCCACCACUUUUGCCUGCCUGACCUGGUUCUCUCUGUUCCUCGCCUGGGAGAUGAUUGACAAGCGACGAUCCUUCUUCCGCAUGCAGCCUGGUUCCAAGAAGUACUUCACCCAGUGGAUGCACGAUGUGUGGCGCAACCAGUUCCUCUUCUGGGCCAUCAUGCUCGGCUUCGUGACCCUCUUCCCUCUCCAGUACAUCCCCGUCAUCAGCGACACUGUCUUCAAGCACAAGGGUAUUACCUGGGAGUGGGGCAUCGUCUUUAUCGCUGCCGGUCUCUUCUUCGGUGGCAUUGAGCUCUGGAAGUUUGGUAAGCGCGUCUACUACCGCCACGUUGCCCGCAGCCGGGACGGCGUCGACUGGAAGGACAUGGACCUCGAGCAGCGAACCUUUGGCGAGUACCUCACUCCUGAUUCGAGCGAGGCCAGCGUUCGCCACGGCCUCGAGAAGGUGCAGGUUCCCCCUCCUAUGGCCAAGAAGCGAGACGAGGAGAAGAAGGCGUGAAGGAACAAUCAAGAAGAGAAGAUCUCGAAUGGAAUUCUGGGGGUCAAGAUGAUAACAUGAUCCCCUUGGGCUGGAAACAAGAAGGAAAGCACAAGAACCACGAGGAAAGCAACUCAGAGAAUGAGGUGCCAAAUUGGACAAAACGGAGAGACAGUGGAAGGGUUCCAAAAGGUGGAGGAGGAGAGCAAAAAACACAAGAUGCUCUCUACCAGAAAGACCCAAAAAAUGCCACUAAAGGUCCCUCCAAGGACAUGGGCUGGCCAAGAGAGUGUAGAAGAGGAGGAGGAAAGGAUUGUGGAGGACUUGUAAUGAGGAUCAUGGAAGUUCCAGUUCCUGCCGAGUACCUACCCAAGUAGCCCAAAAUAUUCC